UACGUAGAUUUUUUUCACUCUGAAAAAUAAUUUAAAAUUUAUCGUUAUGAACGAUCGCAACGAGCAGAAUCAAGAUAAGGAAUUCGAACGACCUUCAGCCCAAGGAGCUCAAGGGGGUCGUCAACCUCCUCCAAGUCGGUACAUUCAAACCACCGAGGACAACAAGGAUACAACAUUCGAAAAGUGCGCCGUUACACUCUGUUUGAUCCUUGUAGUUAUCACCUUCCCCCUCUCCUUGUGCUGUUGCUUGACCACAGUUACAGAGUACACUCGAAUAAUUAUCCUUCGCCUGGGACGUCUCAAAAAGGGCGUUCGAGGCCCAGGCUUGGUUUUUUUACUCCCCUGCAUCGAUGACGUCCACAGGGUUGAUAUGCGAACCAAUGUCGCUAAUGUGUCGCCACAGGAUGUGCUUACAAAGGACUCGGUGACGAUCACCGUGAACGCAGUCGUGUACUAUUCCAUCUACAGUCCCAUUGACUCGAUUAUCCAAGUGGACGAUGCCCAGCAAGCCACGGAGUUGAUCUCCCAGGUCACGCUGCGUAAUAUCGUUGGAUCCAAGACGCUGCAUGUCCUGUUGACCUCCAGGCAGCAACUCUCCCGGGAAAUCCAGCAGGCGGUGGCCGGGAUCACAGCUCGCUGGGGAGUUCGAGUGGAGCGAGUGGAUGUAAUGGAUAUCAUAUUGCCAAGCAGUUUGGAAAGAUCCCUGGCCAGCGAGGCUGAGGCUGUGAGAGAAGCGCGUGCCAAGAUUAUUUUGGCCGAGGGCGAGCUCAAGGCCUCGAAGGCUCUAAAAGAGGCUUCCGAUGUGAUGUCCGAAAACAGGAUAACUCUUCAGCUGAGGCAUCUGCAGAUCCUGUCAUCGAUCGCAACGGAGCGACGUGUUAGGAUCAUUUAUCCCAUUCCACUGGAGAUUAUGGAGCCUUUUAUGGGUGGCAAGGAAGUCAGAAAAAAUAAGAAAGACGGUGGUGACGAUGGCGCUGGUGGCAGCAAGGAUACAAAACAAGAAGAGGGAGAAGGAGGUGGUGCAGGAGGUAGCAACGAAGCUCGAAAAGAAGGUGGAGCUCACGGAAUCCUGUCGAAUUUUUUCUUUAGUGGUAAAGAGACACAAAGCCCAAAUAUUAAAGAAGAUGCCGAUGAACCCGGCUCCUCAAGAAGUGUAACGAAAGGUCUAAGUGAUGCUUUCUUAUUAAAUCUAAGUACAGAUGAAAGUCGAAAAGUAAGGACAGAUGAACAAAAUCAGAGGCCUACAUAUGUUGCCUAUGAGAUGGACCAUAUUAAACGGAGUCCAGCGAGUUUUACCUCAAACGAUGACCGGGCCAAGACGACCGUAAAGCGAAGUUCACCGCAGCGAACAGGGGGCCUGGCGUUUAUGGACCUGCAAUCUUAUCGGGACUUCCUGCGAACUCGUUGGUAAUCAGCCGGCGGGCUGGCAACCUCGUGGCAGCAGGACAAUGGGAAGGCCAAGCGUGAAAUGAGCAACAGUCACGUCAGCCAAUGGGGCCGCAAACUUGAUUGAAGGGCAUUAUCCUCGCUCCUCAGCCACAUCCACAUCCAUAUCCAGUGGAGCGACAUUGACACUGCCAUUGAAUGGCCUCCAAGCGGUUUUUGUGACGCGAUAAAAAAUAGCUGAAUACUUGGUAUUUUUCACUGGCGUUAAGAAUGGAACCUCGGUGGGCAAUUUAUCUCUUUUAAUAAAUUGGAAUUUUUCGAUACUUUAAUGUCGGGAUAAAAUAUAGGUGGAAUAUAUAUACCUAUGGCCUGUGGUCUUCUUCAAUUAAUAACUAAA
Drosophila takahashii is the source of this 1783-nucleotide messenger RNA. RefSeq names its product band 7 protein AGAP004871. NCBI's taxonomy places the organism in Eukaryota, Metazoa, Arthropoda, Insecta, Diptera, Drosophilidae. Gene Ontology annotation, cellular component: plasma membrane. The record is from RefSeq and is a predicted model, not a curated record.